Aspergillus saccharolyticus JOP 1030-1 is the source of this 765-nucleotide messenger RNA. RefSeq lists its product as uncharacterized. Bases 206 to 715 code for a protein of 169 amino acids. NCBI's taxonomy places the organism in Eukaryota, Fungi, Ascomycota, Eurotiomycetes, Eurotiales, Aspergillaceae. The transcript has a single exon. The record is from RefSeq and is a predicted model, not a curated record.
UGCUCCCCUAAUCCCUGUCUGCGGCGGCUGCAUGCUUAAAUUGCAGGGCCAGUUUGUCAGUUCAGUGGCAGCAGUUCCAACCUGGAAGGGAGGAAAGCCAGCUUUGGUUACGUAAGGAUGCAGGGCGGCUGAGAUCAUAUCUCGAUCACCGCCAACGUGAUUGACUAGUGCCGACUCGGGUAUAGUGCAGUAAGCAUGGAGUUGAAUGAGAGAAAGUGAGGAAAGGGGGUGGAUGUUGAUGAGACCCGGAGGGAGUCAAGAAUCAAUCCGUCAUGUCUCAGCGCCGAUGAAACCUCCACGGUAUAAAUAUGAGGGUCUAUCACUUUUCCUUAUAGAUGGGGUGGUCAAAAGAAGAACGGGGGCGGACUACCCCAAGGUGGUGAGCGGGAACCGCGAUGGUCAAAGGAAGGGCUGCUGCUGGCCUGCUGCAGUGUCACUAGCGUUGACCGUCCUGGGAUUUUCUCUAGUUUGGCUGGAAUGGAUGAAAAACAGCUGGGAGGAUUGUGACGGUUUUCUUCCCGAGGAUUUUCAAUUUCUCUGGCUAGGUAGGGUUGGGGGAAGGUGGGAGAGCGGGAGACAAGCCGCGGGCUGGCUUCUUCCACACCCAAUUUGGCCAGUUCUUCUGAUCUAUCCAAAAAGUUAUAUAAAUCCACAUCACCUCCCUCGAACCAACAAUGGGGGAUGUGGACAGAGCAAAUGUGAACGGAUGCAGUGACAUUCCUCAUUCUUCUGGUUCUGCUGGCUGGAAGGUUGGCGUCUCGAGUU